This is a messenger RNA of Naegleria fowleri, 2385 nucleotides long. RefSeq lists its product as uncharacterized. The transcript has a single exon. Gene Ontology annotation, molecular function: zinc ion binding; DNA-binding transcription factor activity, RNA polymerase II-specific. The record is from RefSeq and is a predicted model, not a curated record. Bases 1 to 2385 code for a protein of 794 amino acids. NCBI's taxonomy places the organism in Eukaryota, Heterolobosea, Eutetramitea, Acrasida, Naegleriidae. Gene Ontology annotation, biological process: regulation of DNA-templated transcription.
AUGCAACCAUUAUUGCCUCCUUUCAAGGAGUCCUAUAAAAGAGAGGAUGCUUCCGCCGACAAUAGUCCAAGCAGUAGUCAUCAUCAUCAUUUUUCAAUGUUGCCAGUUUCACAACAUCACCACUCACAAACCUCCUAUCAACCAUCGAAUUUUCAUCCAAUUAUUCCUCCAUUUGCUCCUUCCAACAGCAAUAAUGGAAACAACAACAAUACCUCCCAUGCUGGCAUUCCAAUUGCGACUGCAACCACAACAACCAAUGCACAACAACCGGAAAAACCUGUCAAGAAACGAAGACAAUCCACUGCUACUAACAAGAGUAAUAAUGGCGGUGAAGCGAAUAGCUCAAAUAAUCAACAAUCACAACAACAACAAUAUCAACAAGCCAACAGUAAUGAUGGCUCUGAGUCUCCAAAAAAGAAAAAAAAGAGAAAACAAGUGAAGAGAGCUUGCAUCAAUUGUCAUAAAAGUCAUGCUGGAUGUGAUGAUGUUCGACCCUGUAAACGAUGUGUUUCUUUGGGUCUCGAAGCCACUUGUCUCGAUGUGGAACCUAGGAACAACAAGAAAAAGGCCAACAACUCCAAUCCGUCCCAUUCCUCAACCAAUCACAACAAUAAUAACAACACAUCAUCCGUCGAUGGAGCCAAUAACAAUGCAUCCACUAGCUCACUAAAACCACAAACAAAAUCCACAUCUGCAUCCGAUUCGCCUUCACGUUACAACAGCAGCAAUAUUGGCAAUGCAACAUUCUAUUCAUGGACAUCAGGAGCUCCUGCUGCCCAAAGUGCUCAUUAUCAAUCUUUGCAUCAUCCACUCUUUCCACCUCCAAACAGUAACAAAUUAAGCUCUCCUUCCAUGUCACAACAUUCUGGUGGGUCCUCAGGCUCACCUUAUCAUCAUCACCAUCAUUCUCAUCACACGACCGCCUAUCAUCCUCCCAGUAGUAGUGACAGUGGAGCGAAUCAGCGAGGAGGUAGUAGCACCCUAUUACCGCCUCCAUCGUCACUUAUUGCCAAUACUGAUGGUAUUCCAAAUCUUGCCUCGCCUUCCGAUAUCUUUUCCGACUCGGCAUCCAGAGUAGCACCUUCGUCAUCAACAAUUUCUCCUCAAUCUCAUUUGACUUUGCUUAAUAGUGUAAUGUUGCAGCAACAAAUGUUGUUACAGGCUCUACAGAAAUUGGAUCCUACAGGUUCAUUAGAUCCCUCCCUCACACAAAAUGUAAUUUCUGGUAAUCAAACCUUGUUGUCACACGCUUCAUCUCUGUACCCAAACAUGAAUUCCGAGAAAACCAAUCCGCCCUAUCUAUUACCUCCACCCUCUACACUUUCAUCUCAAUCUCCAUCCUUACUUCCAUCUGUAAAUACUACUUCGAGUCUCACCUCUCCGAAUAUUCAUUCCAUCAAUAGAACCUAUUCUUCAAGUUCUUUGGAAGGUCUGCUUGGUCCACCAACUCCAACAGCAGCCACUCCUCUUGGUCAUCAUUCAGUUUCAACUCCUGUUCCUGUAGCUACUACUCCUGUGCAACCUGUUCAUGAUCCAUCACUUUCAUUAAAUGAUUCUCAGACCAAUAGCAACCAUCAUGCUCAGGCAACAAAAUCAACAAAUUCAGAUCAAAAAUCGAAUAACAAUGUCCAAAAUGAUGAUAAUAAGAGUGAAGGACUGGAAAAGGAAGAAGACGGAGCAGAGGAUGAAUUUAUUGGAUUCUUUAGAAGACCCAGCAAUAAUGUUGACAUUAUUGAUGAUUAUUUUGCAUUAUUUAACAGUAACAUUUCUGAUGAUGGCUACAUUGAAGAAAAUACUGUCAACACAAAUGCUACCUCUUCAACAACUCCAACAGCUACAACUCCAAGUGGCGAAAAUGCCAUGCUUAAUGACGCACAGCAUGGAUCUGAUGGUGUUCUCUCUCAUAGCACAUCAUUUACUUUGGAGAGUACAUCUCCAAUUUCCAAUGUUGUCAACACUUGCAUUCUCAACAAGACUCAGUUAGAGGAUCCUGACAAAUGUUCAGGAUGUGUUUAUUUACCUGCUGGUGAAGCUGAUACUAUUAUGUGUGUUGCAAUUUGGAAACUGAAUGGAGUUUUAUUUUCUGCAAACAAGAACUUUUUCACAAUUUUUGGAGUACCGAGUCUUUCAGACAAUGUUCAAAUUAAUUUCUCUUCCAUCUUGGAUAUGGACAUGGAUCCAGAUCUCAAACAAGUGUUCAGUUGUAGAUCUGAUUUUGUUGCAAAGAGCAUCAAGAUGCAGAAAUAUAUGGAUAGCUCAAAGAGAGAUAAUUCCGUUCCUAGAGAACAAAUUGAAGGAUAUAUGCAAGCCUAUGUCAUUCGAAAUGCACAAGGAAUUCUUCCAAGAUAUAUUUCUACACACAUUUCAGUUGCCACAAAACUCUAA